CUAAAAAGGAAAGCAAAUAUUCACGGCUCUGAAAAAUGAAAGCUUCGCUUUGCUUCAGCGGAACAAAGAAGCAAAUCUAGACGGCAACAAACCCCCAAAACCUCUUCGUUUUCUAACUUCCUCUCAAUUCCACCGGAAUCCAAUUCUCUGCUCUGAAUGCCCGGAAAAUUCGCCGCCGAUCCGACGCCGUUUUGGUCCUCCUCGCGAUCCGGCGACCGUCGAAUGGAGCAGUGAGUUGCUCCUAGAUCCGACUCUCCGGUGCGGCAUUCGUCCGAUUGGCGUCUCCGGAGUUGAAGCUUAGAGGCUUUGGGAUCGCAGUCACUGUGAGGUUUGGUGGAGCUGUUAAAUUUGGCUGUGGCUGUGGCUGUGGUAAUUCGAGCGUUACCGUGAGUAAUUCUGGGAAUGGUGAAUCUCGGGGUUGGAGUUUGGAGUUGAAUGGAGGCGUGGAGUGGUUAGUUGGAGCUGAAUUGGACUGUGGAGUUAGGUCUUGGCUUGUGACGGUGGCGCUUUGGUUUUUGGUGUCUGCAAUUUGUGAAAGCUAGGGUUUCGGGAGACGGUGAAGAUCUUCGUUUGAUUUAAGCCUCUAUUUUCCAAGUUUUCAGCUAUUGUUUGACUUGGUCCUACUCUGUUUAUAAGUUCAUUUGUAUUGGAAUUGAGUUAAGUUUGGUGCAAGUUGGCGCCGACGAAGCAGAGAGAGUGUUGGUUUCUUUGGGUGAAACGGUCAGAGCUGUUAUUAGGUGCUUAAGUUAUUUUUUUUAUUUGGGUAUAUAAUGAUGAGUUGCUGGUUCAAUUUGGAGAGAUUGGGACGGCGGUUUUGAGUUUUCGAAGCUUUUUUAAGUGGUGAGAGAUGCCGCCUUCUCCGGCAUUGAGGUGCUCUCCUGGCCGAGAAGCGAGAGGGAGUCAGCACAGGCGAGGUAGGAGUUUCGAGGCUGGUAUGAUUGUGAGAGAGAAAGAUGAGGAUCUUGCUUUGUUCAACGAAAUGCAGAUUCGAGAGAAGGAGGAUUUCUUGCUUCAGUCGGAUGAUCUUGAAGACACAUUUUCUACGAAAUUGAGGCAAUUUUCGGAUUUCAAGUUGGAAAUCACCAUUCCUACGCGGGGGGAGAGUAGUGAUUUGCUUAAUGCGGAAGAAGAUAAAAAUGACUAUGAGUGGUUAUUAACACCUCCCGACACUCCACUGUUUCCAUCCUUGGAUGAUGAGCCACCACCAGUCAAUACGACUGAGAGGGGGAGACCUCGAAGUCAGCCUAUUUCUAUAUCAAGAUCAUCCACGAUGGAAAAGAGUUACAGAAGCAGCAGGGGUAGUGCUAGUCCUAGUCGCCUUAGCCCAUCUCCUCGUUCUGGGAAUAGUACAUUACAGUCAAGAGGAAGGCCAUCAUCAACACGUAACUCCAGUCCUAACCCAAGUCUGCGUCCUGCUUCUCCCUCACGUCCUGCUACUCCAUCACAUUCUGCUACUUCAUCACAUCCUGGUACCCCAUCACGAAGACCAUCUACUCCCCCUAGUAAAUCCCCGUCCCCUGCUCCAAGGUCUUCUACCCCUACUCCCAGGAGGAUGAGCACUGGAUCCAGUGGUAUUGUGGCCCCACCGGGGAGAAGGGGAACUUCUCCUGUAACGGCAAGUAGAGGGAACUCUGCUUCACCGAAAAUAAAAGCAUGGCAAACAAACAUUCCAGGCUUCUCCAGUGAUGCACCCCCCAACCUCCGCACUUCUCUUGCUGAUCGGCCGGCAACAUAUGUCAGGGGUUCCUCUCCAGCAUCUAGAAGUGGGAGGGGUUCCUCACCUGCAUCUGGGUACAGAAGGCAGUCAAUGUCUCCAACUGCUUCAAGAAUUGUCAGUUCAUCUCAUAGUCAUGAUAGAGACCCAUUUAGCUCUCAGGGCAAAGGUUCUAUUGCCUCUUCUGGUGAUGAUGAUCUGGACUCUUUACAAUCUCUUCCUGUGGGCAGUUUAGACCGAUCAACUCUGAAAAGAGUUUCUGCCUUCUCAAACAACAGAGCUGUGGCCUUCUCAAAGAAUUCAGCCAAACUGGUGUCCCCAUCUUCUGCUCCAAAAAGAUCUUUUGAUUCUGCUAUUCGACAAAUGGAUCAUCGUAAAACUCCUCAAAACAUGUUCAGGCCACUCUUGUCCAGUGUUCCGAGUAGCACCUUUUAUGUUGGAAAAUCAAGUUCUGCUCAUCAUCCUCUGAUUUCCAGGAACUCCUCAGUCACAACUAGUAGCAAUGCAAGUUCUGAUCUAGGGACAAGUUUUGCACCUGAUACUGAAGGAAGUGAGCACAACCAGGAUGAUAUGGCAAUUGAAUCUGAGAAGGUGCCAUACUCUGAUGGUCAUGAUGAAGUAUUUGCUUUUGAUAAGAUGGAUGUAGUAAAUGAAGACAUGAAACAUGAUAUUUAUGAUGGAUCACAUGAAGUUCAUGAUGUUGAGUUCACUAGAAAUUCUACAGUUGAGUGUGCAACUGCUGAUUCUGAGGAUUCUGGCCAUCCCAAUAUCUUGAAGGAAGUUGGUUCAAUCAUUGAAGAUUCUCAUGUUAAGGGUGAUUUAUCUGAAAUUGAUAGCUUAGAAGAUAUGGAACUUUGUUUCAAAUGUGGCUGCAAGUACUAUGCUUCUAACGAGGUGGAAAGGAAGAUUCGACUCUGUCCAGAAUGCAGUAGGAAAGAUAAACUUCUGAGUGUCCUGAUUCCGGAGAGAGACGUAGUUCCUGAUAACUCUGCACCUUUGUCUGUAAAUAACUUGGGAGAAGAAAAGCCUUUGGAUGAAAGGGAAACCAUGAGAGUUGUACCUGGAUCUCCACAGGUGACUGAUCUUGAGGAAUCAAAGAAUGCUGAAGAGAAUGAUGAUCAAGGCCAAAUUACUUGCAACGAGCAAACUCAUAAUGUCUUACAAGAUAAUGCUCUUGCAAUGCCACUUGUGAAGGGAGGUGACGAUGGGCUCUCCAAGCAGCAAGAGGCACGCUCAUUAUUUCUUGGUGGUGGUUCACCUGAUAGUGAUACUGGGUUUCAAAAAUCACAUCAUUCUAAUACCUAUUCAAAUAUGAGGGCUGACAUUUCAGAAGGUACAGGCAUUUCUAUACUGCUGAAGAGGACUAGCAGUAGCAAGGGCGCAGUUCAGAGCAGGACUUUCACAGCCACUGCCAUACCUUAUGAGGAUCUGUCAUAUGCUAGAGAUAGUUCAAACAGUAUGAGAAGCUCCAUUGGACAUGGUAGUUUCUCUGCAUCAUCUUCUGUUGAUUUUAGUCCAUCUAGACUAACGGAGGCUCGUGUGCAGCGCCAAUUUAGCAGCAAGAAAUUAGAAAUGGAGAAUAGCAGAGAUGAAACAAACAUGAAGCUACAAAGCAUUGGGUUAGCAGACAUGGAGAGUCAUCGACAUGACACAAGCAUGAAGCACCAGAGAACUGGGUCAUCAUCCCAUGGACUUCCAAACUAUACCCGUGAAGUGUUAGGUCUUUCUUCAGAUACGAUUGAUAACGAUUUCGAGGGUACUGUGGGAAAUGGGCAAUAUGAUGGUGCAGUAAAGGCACACACCGCAUCUGAAGAAUAUCGGCCAGCAUCAUACUGUAUGGAAGCAAAUGUUUCCACAACUUCAACCAGGACAACUGUUGUUGAAGAGGAUGAGGAAAUCAUUGUUAGAAGUACCAGAGCUGAUGCUUCUACUUCAGAAAUGUCGAGCCACACAGCUGAUACUUUGUUAGAGAACAAUACAGUUGCAAUGUUUCCCAGCUGUGAAAAACCAAAUGAAUGCAGUGAAGACGGGCAAAACAACACCAGGAGUGCCACAGAUAUAGAAGUAUCAGCUAUAGAUCCCGAGUCUUCAUUAUUGAACAAGGAAAAUAUCAUCCAAAUCAGUAGGAAUAAUGGAGUGGAUGUUGAACAGAUCACUAGUCACAGCUCUUUGAUUACAGUCUCAGAAAUAGAAACUGAAAAAGGUAUUCACAGAACCUCUGUUUCCAUUAGCGAUGAUGCUUCUUUUGAAUCAAAGAGUACCAUGGAGGACUUUCAGGAGACUUCAAUUCCAAAUCCUUCCGACAGUAAUCCGACAUCAUCUAUUCCAGAGACCAACACCACCAAUAAUACACAUGGCAUCCUAGAUGAGGAAUCAACAGUAAUGGUUGAGAGUCAAGGUCGAUGCAAAAAAAGAAACCUAACACUGGAAGAGGCAACUGAUACAAUACUUUUAUGCAGCUCCAUUGUCCAUGAUCUGGCCUACCAGGCUGCAACGAUAGCAAUAGAAAAGGAGCAGUCAGUACCAUUGGAAGGUUCACAGCCUACGGUUACAAUAUUGGGGAAUUCCAAUCCCGAGAGAAAGGAUCCACGUGGCAGAACUGUCAGUAGACGCUCUGUAAAAUCUCUAAAGGGUAGGCAAAAGCGGUUGGAAACAGAUGCAGGUCCCAUUGGAAGUAAGACCGAGAAUGACGAGAAUGAGAAUGAUAAUGAGAAUGUUGACGAGGGUUUGCAACAACGCCCUGUAGGGCUUCCUCCCAACAAGGCAGACGGCUUGAAGCCCCCAAAGCUGGAAUCCAAGUGCAACUGCACGAUAAUGUGAGUAUUUAUCUCGUUCCAAGCCUGCUCACAGUGCGCCCAGCUUGCCCUUUGGCCACUCCGUUCAGUGGUUCCAAUGGAGGUGAUGCCAAUGAGUAUUUAUCUGAAGGAUUGUCUGGGCAGAUGCCAAUUAUGUGUUGGUCGAUAAUCGUAUACAUCUGUAAGAAUGCCACGCUGUUUGGAUGACGUAAUUGUAAAGUUUUCGCUUGUCAUUAGUCUGAUAAUAGAGAGAGAGAGAGAGAGAGAGAGAGAGAGAGAGGUAUUGGAGGCUAAUUUGUGUUUUGCUCUAGCCUCUAGUUCCCCACAUUCUUGUAAGGAAUCAGUGAUUCCCCGGUUCAGUUCCUCCAUUAGAGUAAGUGUGAAAGCGAACCCAUUCAAUCAUAUUCCUUGUCAUGUUUUGCAAAUGAUUUACCGUUGAUCUG
Argentina anserina (silverweed cinquefoil) is the source of this 4952-nucleotide messenger RNA. RefSeq lists its product as uncharacterized. The record is from RefSeq and is a predicted model, not a curated record. Gene Ontology annotation, cellular component: cortical microtubule. Gene Ontology annotation, biological process: cortical microtubule organization. Lineage: Eukaryota; Viridiplantae; Streptophyta; Magnoliopsida; Rosales; Rosaceae. The coding region runs from base 848 to 4534 and encodes 1228 amino acids. The transcript has 6 exons.